ACCCGCACAAUGACGCGGAUUGGCUGCAGCAGCGUGUCAUGGAAAAUAAAUAAAUGAUUCUAAAAUAAAACAUAUCUGUCUCAACCCAUCAACAUCCUACGUAACAGUUAUAUGACUUUUUUGAUCUUGUAAAUUACGUACUUUAUUGAAGAGUAGCCUACUAAUGUCAGCGUCCAAUCGGGAGGCGGCUUGACGUCAUACAGCAGGACCAAACAAACCGCAUCCCGGAGCGUAAGCCUUGCAUCUCCGUCUCAUAACGCAGUGAUAGAAGAUAAGAUGGCCACCUCCUCCUCCAAUCUGGAAGAAGAUGAAAGUCUGAAAGGCUGCGAGGUGUUCGUGCAGAAACACAACAUACAGCAGAUCCUCAAAGAGUGCAUCGUCAACCUGUGCAUUGCCAAGCCCGAGCGGCCUGUGAAGUUCCUGCGGGAACACUUCGAGAAGCUGGAGAAGGAAGAAUGCAAGCAGAUCAUGGCCCGUCAGAAGUCCAACUCUCAGUCCGACUCUCACGAUGAUGAAGUGUCUCCUCCUCCUCCAAACCCGGUGGUGAAGGCCCGGUGCCGGAGAGGUGGGGUCAGCGCCGAGGUCUACACAGAGGAGGAUGCCGUCAGCUAUGUCAGAAAGGUCAUUCCAAAGGACUACAAGACAAUGACCGCCCUGGCCAAAGCCAUCUCUAAGAACGUGCUGUUUGCCCACCUGGAUGACAAUGAGAGAAGUGACAUAUUUGAUGCCAUGUUCCCGGUCACACACAUCGCCGGAGAGACAGUAAUCCAGCAAGGUGAUGAAGGAGACAACUUCUAUGUGAUUGAUCAAGGAGAAGUUGACGUGUAUGUAAACGGUGAAUGGGUGACUAGUAUUGGAGAGGGUGGCAGUUUUGGAGAGUUGGCCCUGAUAUACGGAACUCCUCGAGCUGCUACUGUGAAAGCCAAGACUGACCUGAAACUGUGGGGAAUAGACAGAGACAGCUACCGCCGCAUCCUCAUGGGAAGCACGUUGAGGAAGAGGAAGAUGUAUGAAGAGUUCCUCAGUAAGGUGUCUAUACUUGAAUCCCUUGAUAAGUGGGAGAGGUUGACUGUGGCCGAUGCCCUGGAGCCUGUGCAGUUUGAAGAUGGAGAGAAGAUCGUAGUGCAGGGAGAUCCUGGAGAUGAUUUCUUCAUUAUUACAGAGGGUACAGCAUCUGUUCUGCAGCGCAGGUCUGAUAAUGAGGAAUAUGUUGAAGUGGGCCGCCUGGGUCCAUCUGACUACUUCGGUGAGAUAGCGCUGCUACUGAACAGACCCCGUGCGGCCACUGUCGUGGCCAGAGGUCCGCUCAAGUGCGUGAAGCUGGACAGGCCACGUUUCGAGCGUGUCCUCGGGCCCUGCUCUGAGAUCCUCAAGAGGAACAUUCAGAGAUAUAACAGCUUCAUUUCCCUCACAGUCUAACCCAACCAUCUGACACUUGUCUAGACCUCUGUCAGGUUACUUGGGUGCCUGGUUGCAUAAAAUAAUGUGUGAGGUACUUCAUCAGUUUUGCUUAAAUCAUUAGCUUAACUCUAGUUGAGUUGCUCUGAACAGGGUCGACAGUAGAUAAUAAUAAAAAACAACUUAUUUUAUGCAGUCAAGCAUUCAGUUUUUUUUUAUUGCAAGAAGCACAAGUGCUCCACCUUUCUGCUUUUUUCCUUUAUGUGAUUUUCUUUUUCUUAUGUGCACUUUGAAUUGACCUAUGCUAUCACAAAGCUUUAUUUCUGCAGAUUAGGAGAGGAAAUGAGGUGCCUAAAUGGACUGAUAUGAAACAUCUUCAUGCGGCAUGUGUAAAUGUCCUACAAUACAUGAUGCAUGCAGACCAGAGAUGCAUUUUGUACACUUGCCAUUCAGCGUUGAACAGGAAGGUAAUAUUACAGAUGGUAUAAGUAUAUGAAUAUGUUUACAUAGAGGAAAGAAUUUUUUAACCUUUGCCUUUUAGCUGUGUUUAGCGUGCUGUGUUUUACCCCACGUGGGUCAGUUUGCCGUCUUGUUCGAGAGCUCUGACCCUCUGAUGCGAAAUCUGUUUAUUGAAAAGCGUUUUUUUGCUGUUCUAUAGUGAUAUUUUCUUCUUGGCUGUUCCAUCCCUUAACCUUCUCUGAGUUGUGCUUCUGCAGCUGGAAUUAAUGGGAAGGGGUUUGUUACAUUUUAAGACACAAGUUUUAAUAGAGGACAGCUAUAAAAGGGGUUUUCAUGGGAGUCUCGCUGAAGUCUUAAUGUGUUGUAAGAGUUAAAUCUGUAUGCUGUUGCUUUUCUUUUAUUCUUUACAAUGCAAUUGUAUUACACACAAAUGCACAUCCACACACAUGCUCUUACAUCCUGAGGCCAUGACAAGUUUGGGUGAAUCUCAUGAAACCUGUCAAGAACAUUUCCAGGUCGUAUUUCACCCCGAUUCCCCAAAACACACACACACACACACACACACAUCAUAGGCUUCAUAUGCAUAUGUACCAUAUUUACUGUAUGAAGCUUAUUUUUAGGACCAUUGAGAUUUGGAGUAGUAUUUUUUUGUACUAACUUUAAUUUAUGCUGAUUUAAA
Messenger RNA from Sinocyclocheilus rhinocerous, 2536 nucleotides. RefSeq names its product cAMP-dependent protein kinase type I-beta regulatory subunit. Gene Ontology annotation, biological process: negative regulation of cAMP-dependent protein kinase activity. Gene Ontology annotation, molecular function: protein kinase A catalytic subunit binding; cAMP-dependent protein kinase inhibitor activity; cAMP binding. NCBI's taxonomy places the organism in Eukaryota, Metazoa, Chordata, Actinopteri, Cypriniformes, Cyprinidae. The record is from RefSeq and is a predicted model, not a curated record. Gene Ontology annotation, cellular component: cytosol; cAMP-dependent protein kinase complex. The transcript has 11 exons. The coding region runs from base 277 to 1419 and encodes 380 amino acids.